Rotaria socialis is the source of this 726-nucleotide messenger RNA. The record is from the annotation of a GenBank genome assembly. NCBI's taxonomy places the organism in Eukaryota, Metazoa, Rotifera, Eurotatoria, Philodinida, Philodinidae.
AUGGGUCGCAGCCGAGAUCGUGAGGGUUCACUCUCAUCAACUGGUUCAGGUCGUACAGCACGAUCGAAACAAUGGGACGGUGCAGCUGGUCAUCGUAUUCAUCUAUCAGAUCUAUCUGUGGGUGUUAGUAAACAUGAAAUUGAAAAACUCUUUCGUCCAUAUGGAGAAUUAAAUGAGAUAUGGGUUGCAUCUAAUCCACCUUGUUUUUCAUUUAUCAAUUUUCGUCAUCGGUCUGACGCAGAACGAGCAAUAAAAGAGCUUGAUGGAUCAAUUUUUGCUGGUUCAAGAAUUGGUCUGAGUUGGGCUCGACCAAGACAUUAUGGUGGACGAUCGCGUAAUCGUUCGCCAUCACCUUCAUUUCGUCGUGGCUAUCGAGAUUCAUAUAGCAGUCGUCGUCGUUAUUCACGAAGUCGCUCCCGUAGUCCGUAUUACCGACGAUCCGGUGGUAGCAGUAGUCGUAGACGAACACGAUCUCCAUCUCCACGUGAUAAUCGUCGAGAUGAACGACCUAAGACAUCAAAGCGCGAACAUAAACGUCGUCGUCAUUCGUCAUCAAAUUCAGAUCGUAGUGAUAAGCGUUCACCACCACGUAGAGACAAUGGUAAAAAAGCUUCACGUUCUCCUAGUAACGAACGUCAUCGGUCAGCAACACCCAACGGCGAUACUAAUCGUCCUGCAAAGUCAGAUGACAACCGAGCUGAGAUUGAGCUUGACGAUCAAGACUGA